Aureobasidium musti is the source of this 1394-nucleotide messenger RNA. NCBI's taxonomy places the organism in Eukaryota, Fungi, Ascomycota, Dothideomycetes, Dothideales, Saccotheciaceae. The record is from the annotation of a GenBank genome assembly.
CAUACCCAUUUAUCGGCAGGGUCCACGACCUUCCUGUCCAGCACAUGUGGUUGCAAUUCGACAAAUGGGCCAAAGAAUACGGUCCGAUCUACGAGACAAAGAUGUUCGACCAGCAUUUUGUAGUCAUCUCCUCCGAGAAGAUCGCGGGAGAGCUUCUGAACGAAAGGAGUGCAAUUUACUCGGAUCGUCCUAGUGUGCCCGCUUUGUCGGAUUCUAAAAGUACUUUUGGAAGCGGAGAGUAUCUUCCUCUCAUGGGCCGUAAUGGUGAAUACAAGNAAUACUGGGUUCGCCAGCGCAGGUUUGCGCACCGGGUGAUGCAUGAAGCCCAAGGCACUCGAUUCUAUAACUAUCCUGAGCUCGAGGGCAAGCGUCUCUUGGUCAACCUACUGGAAACCCCAGACUUGUAUUCAUCGUAUCUGGAAGACUUCACAGCAAAAGUCAUUGCGCGCUUGGCUUGGGGUCUCCAUGAUGAGAGCGAUGUGCUCAAGGCGGAUGCUUGGGCUUUGCUCACACAAAUGUCGCCAGCGGGACCCAAGAACAACUUGUUGACUCUGCUCAACCACAUACCGGCAUUUGUCAAUCCAUGGAUCCAGAACGAGAAGAAACGCCAUGAGCGACAGAGGCAAUGGUUCCUGAGACUAGAAGCGCAAGUGGCAGAGCAGGUGGCCCAGAAAGAAGCCAAGCCUUCGUGGAUGCGCACUUACCUCCAAACAAAGCAUCUUCACGAUUGGUCAAGCGACACCGAGGGCGCAUAUGCUGUUGGUAUGAUGGCAGUUGCAGGAGUCUUUACCGUCGGUGGCCCACUCCACUUCUACUUGCUCGCCAUGAUUGAACAUCCCAAAUGGUUCAAGCUGCUACAAGAGGAGCUCGACCGUGUUUGUCCGGACUCGAUGCCUACUACCGCAGAUAGCCCUCGUCUACCCACCCUUCGCGCAAUCAUCAAAGAAUGUCUGCGCUGGAAACCAGUAGUUCCAACAGCCGAAGAAGAUGACUACUACAGAGGUUUCUUUAUUCCCAAAGGCGCAAGGAUCUUGCCUCUAGAAACCUUCCGACCAGAACGAUGGCUGGAGCCAGGCUGGCCUACCUAUAAAGAGCCACUGACGCAGCAUCCUUCGAUACGCGGCCACACUUUGUUUGGAUGGGGACAACGAACAUGUCAGGGUCAGGGACUUGCCGAAGCAGAACUGAUUGUUGCAUGCGCAGGCAUUGCUUGGGGAUUCGACCUGACCAAGAAGAUCGAUGCUCAGGGACACCCGAUCUCGCCUGACUUGAACAAGUCAAACAGUCUUCUGAUCAUCAAGCCCGACCCCUUUGAGCUUACCAUCACACCAAGAUCAGAACGGAGAAGAACUCUCAUCAUAAACCAAUGGCGGGAUGCGCAAGAAUGCGACGUG